This is a messenger RNA of Didymodactylos carnosus, 1768 nucleotides long. NCBI's taxonomy places the organism in Eukaryota, Metazoa, Rotifera, Eurotatoria, Philodinida, Philodinidae. The record is from the annotation of a GenBank genome assembly.
UAUUCACCAUGAAAGUUUCAAAUAAUUUGGAUGAAAAACAAUGACGCUAUAAGUUUUUUAAUUUUACACGGUAAUUGACCCAAAAAAAUUCACCACUCAGGGUUAUUCCACAUUCCGUAACAAAAGAAACAUUGCCACAAGCAUAGAUUGCCUAUGUACCACGUGUUUUUGAGAUUACUGGAGAAAAGGAAGAUCCGAUCCUGAUGGUCUUGGAAAAACCGUGUUUCUGACUGAACCAUAGGUUUUGGACGACGUCGCUUGAAUCUCAUUUUGUAGAAGACACUCUUCUCCGUCGAUGAAGAAAAAUCGAGAGGUUGCUAUAUCAAUCUGCAGAAAUUCGAACUGGUUUUUCAAAAAUCUUCGACAAAACUGACCUUUGAAAUUUUUGUUGAAAAUGUUUCAGCUUAGAAAAAUAUGGCUAAAAGUUUAGCUAUCGACUAAUGAACGAAAACCGCAAGUCUUUAUCACUUUUUAUUCCUAAGUUAUUCAAAAACCAAGUUUAUGUAUGAAUUCUGUACCCGGUUUUCUUUUAACAUCAUCAUUUGAUGAAACAUUAAAAAUAUGGGAUAUUGACAAUGGACAGGUAUCAUAUAUAGCUGAAAGAAAAUUUCAAUCAGGACAAAUCAAUACGUGUCUAGUGAAUCCUGAUUAUCCGUUUACAUUUGCAUUUGGUGGACAUGCAAAGGGCGUAACAAUCUGGGAUUGUACAGAAAAUGCAGAUGUUCGAUCCCGAUUUGGUUCAAGAACAAAGUUUGAAGUUGUCGAAAUUGAUGAAGUUCUGCAAUCAGCAAAAGUAACGGCCGAUGAGACUCCUAUCAAAGAAGCGGAAGAGCAUGUACGUCAAGCUGACAAAUAUUUAAAAACAUCAUUGACAAAAUGGAAACCCGAUUUGGAUAGUGCUAUUAAUGAAUUAGAAAAAGCAACAACCUGUUAUCGUGUUGCAGAUGCGUACGAUAAAUGUCUUGAAAUUUCGUUAAGAAAUUCUGAAUUACAACUCAAAAAGGGUUCAACAUUUUUUGCUGCUAAAUCGUACGAACAAGCAGCCACUUGUGCUCAACAAUUGAACGAUUUGACACAGGCUGCAAAAUAUUUUGAUAAGGCUGGACAACUGUUAAGUGAGGGUCAACGUGAUUCAGCUGCGAUAUUGUAUGAACGUAGUGCUCCAAUAUUUCAAAAUUUCGAUCGUUCAAUAGCUAUUGAUUUCUAUGCGAAAGGUGCACGUAUAGCCGAAGUCGAUGAUAAAACACAUCAAGCAUCAGAUUUGUACGAAAAAGCAGCAUUGCAAUCAAUACGUGUUCAACCGCAAAAUUUUCCACAAACGAGUGAAUUAUUGGAAAAAUGUUCAGACAUUCUUGCGAAAAUGGAACGUUAUGAUCGUUUAAAUCGUGUUUUACUCUACCGUAUUUUAAUAAAAUUAUUUAUGGAUGAUUUUGUAGCAGCGAAAAAUUUAUUUGAUCAUUUUUAUCAAGAAUAUCCAACAUUUGCCGAAUGGGAAGAAACACAAAAUAUACACACAUUAAUAGAAUCAUUUGAACAAGAUGAUCCAGAUUCAAUAAGUCAAAACUGUCAGAUUCCAUUUUUCAUGGCAAUUGAUAAUGAAUUUGUUCGUUUAUUGAAAAAAUGGAUCAUACCAAAAGCAAAGUUGCAGGAUGGUGCAGCUGUGACAUCGAGUAAUAGCGGAGGUGAUCAUUUCAGAACUAGUCAAACGACGACCACCACAUCCUCAGUGAAACCAAUCCAAUUAGAUGAUGAUGAUGAUUUACGAUAA